UUGAUAGACGAGAAAUAGGACAGCUUGACGGGUUUGGUGUUACUACGGACGCUUUGGAGGACAUGCAGGCUACCAGUUUGCAAUGAGGAAAUAGCUUGUCAAUUCAUUCACUGUGCGAAAAAUCACGUGCCAAGAGGUUAUCUUGGAUGUCAUUGGUUACUGUAUGGGUGCUGCUGUUGUCGUAUUUGGGUGGAGUGAUUGACUUGAUUCGACCAAAUACAUUUAGGCUACUAUAGCCUACGUAAUCGAAAGUGUUAGGAGUUUGACCCCCUCUCACUUUGUGUCCUCUGAAAACCUUGAUUUCAAGCGAUUUUGUGGGUUAGCCAACAUGUAACAGAAUGGAAGCAUACAUACGAUUUUCGCGCAGUAUGGCCAUGUUGGAGACAAUUUGGCUGUUAUGAAGCUGUAAAAGGUUUCCGUAUUGCUUUAUUUGUUUUCCAUCUUCUGCGCUUCAAUGACCAAGCUAGUUAACGGUGGUGCGCAAUUCUCCGCGCUUGGUGUCGGGGGCGUUGGAAUACCAAGACAACAUGAACCGGGGGACAACGACCUUCGGUUAGGGAUCAGCCCGUAUGGAGAGACCUCUCACUUCGCAGCCUUCAAUCUCAUUGCCGCGUGUCAAGACAUUGCCCCCGCACAGAAGUCCCAGUUUGUUCCCCAAGUUUCUGGAUACGCAGCUGCGCUAGGAAGCCACUACGGAGGCCACAUCGGUUCACAUGGAUACAGAGCUAUCGAUUCCAGGAAUUUUACGUUUACCUAUCGCACUCCAGACAUUGUCGAUUCCGCAGCAAGAGAUACUCGGCACGGACUUUUCAGCCGCACCGCAACAGCAAGUGUGCGAAUUCCCCCAAGGAUCUCUGAAAACCGAGCGCACACUCUAUUUUCGUCUAUAGGUGAACAGAGCGCAUCCCCAAAUGGAUACAUGGCGAAUAGCAGGGCGCAUUUGGGUACACAGGGAGACAUAUACGUGGGAGCAGAUCCGCAUCAACCUGUCUCGGGCCCGCAUCCGCAUUUCAGUGAUACCCAGCGACACUUUGGUCACAAUGUGGACAUGGGCAUGAGAGUGACAACACAGACUGGUCACGGUGCUUUCUUUCGAUACAUGCGACAGCACUCUAAGCAGGAUGUCACUUGUAAAUGGAUAGAUGCGAAUCAGACGAAUCAAACCCAAAAAACGUGCGGCAAGAUGUUUUGCUGUACGUCCGAGCUGGUUACGCACGUCUCCAUGGAUCACGUCGGCGGUCCAGACCAGAGUCUGCAUACUUGCUUUUGGGAGGAUUGUCCGAGAGAAGGCAAAUCUUUUAAAGCGAAGUAUAAACUAGUCAAUCACAUUCGUGUACACACUGGAGAAAAGCCAUUCAGUUGUCCCUUUCAUGGCUGUGGGAAAAUGUUUGCCAGGUCGGAAAAUUUGAAAAUACAUAAGAGGAUUCAUACGGGUGAGAAGCCCUUCAAAUGCGAAUUCGAAGGCUGCGACAGGCGGUUCGCAAAUAGCAGCGACAGAAAAAAACACAUGCACGUUCAUACCUCAGACAAGCCAUACAUCUGCAAGCUGUGCGACAAGGCCUACACUCAUCCCAGCUCUCUGAGGAAACACUCGAAGGUUCACAAAUCUCAAACCUCGGAGAACUCCCCAACGGGAACUUCUGGAUAUGAGUCGUCCACGCCACCAGCUCCGUGUAGACCUACAUCCUCAACCAUCGAAGACUCGACAAAAACAUCCAUGCUGCUGGUCAAGCGUCAUAAGUCAAUAUUCAAAGAGGACCUCUCAACCAAUUUGGUUGAAUGGUACGUUUGAAAGGGUUAACUGUCCAAGUGUAAACACUAAAACGUCAAUAGAAUCUACGUUUGCCAAGUUUUCAACAAAGUUACAGAAAACACAGGGUAUAGGCCUAUGCAUUGCCUUAGUGUUACGCUUCAAAGGCGCCAUCAUAAAAUUUUGUAAUUUUGGAGUCAUUUCUAUUCUGUAUCCCCCCUCCCAAAUGUUUGGAAAAGUCUUAUCCUUGGAAUAGACUACACAUUGACUGUAUAAUAGAUGAAAAUGUGACCCACACAAAGCCUUUAAAUUAAUAGGCAGGCCUCUAUAUAAGCCUCUAGGCUACUGAUAAAUAGACAAAUAAAUGAAUACACGAUGAAAGACACAAAAAUAUACGAAAUGAAGAAGCAAAAGCCAAAUAGGCCUAUAGUAUAAAAAGAAAGAAGGAAAGCAGAUGACCGAGGAAAUGUAUUAAUAGAUAGAGUUGAAGAACAGUAUAGGCUCAUUUGCAUGUUAAUAGGCUCGCGCUAGCCUAUUUUAGCUCUUUCGUCAGAAUCCGUUUUAAGACAGAAAAAGAUAGGUCUACUGUGGUCGACAUUCCAUGUCGCCUUUAGAAAAGAACAACAUAAAAAUGAAUGGCUUCAUUUCUCUAUCUUAAAAUAUACCGUUUAUAAUAUCAUUUAUUUAAUUGUAUUUUUGUUGGAACGUAUUAUAAUGUUGGUGUAUACAUUUUACGGAUAUAAAUCAAUCAAAUACAAAUUAUAUUUCGUAAGUUCAUAAGAGGCAUGCAACUUCAGUCAAAACUUUAAUAAGAAAAAUGUUUAUGGGCAUUUUAUACGAUGUUGAGUCUAACUUAGAUAAGAUCCAUUUGUAGAGAUGUUUAGGCGUUUAUUUUUUAGAUUUUGGAGUCGUAACCUACCUUUUGCUAAAUGAUUCCCAAGAUCCAGUAUUUGAGGACAAUGCUAAAGUUGACAACCCAUUACUGCCCACAAGACACAAAAUAAUCUGAAAGUAUUCAGUUGGACAUCAAGGGAAAGGUUUUAAACAAGCAAUUUAAAUACAUCUGGUAUAGGCCUAGUAUGUUGUUCAGUUCGUCAAACUAGCAUCAGAUUCAGACUCAAGUAGACAUCUGUUGUUUUCCCCGCUGGAAUUCAAAAAUUAAAUGAAAGCUAAAUGUAAACUGCCAUAGAACAAGGCGAAAGUUUAAUAAAUAUCAGGAACAAUAAAAUAAAUUACAUAAAUCUGACCUUUAAAAAUGGUGGCCUUUAAUUUAUGGCUCGUUGAUUUGUUGGAAAGGAUUCCAUCGGUGCAGUGUAUCCCAAAUGGCCAAUAAAUUGGUACUACUUUAA
Messenger RNA from Salvelinus sp. IW2-2015, 3099 nucleotides. Its product is annotated as zinc finger protein ZIC 3. Gene Ontology annotation, molecular function: DNA-binding transcription factor activity, RNA polymerase II-specific; RNA polymerase II cis-regulatory region sequence-specific DNA binding. Gene Ontology annotation, cellular component: nucleus. Gene Ontology annotation, biological process: regulation of transcription by RNA polymerase II. Lineage: Eukaryota; Metazoa; Chordata; Actinopteri; Salmoniformes; Salmonidae. Bases 455 to 1792 code for a protein of 445 amino acids. The record is from RefSeq and is a predicted model, not a curated record. The transcript is spliced from 3 exons.